Messenger RNA from Colossoma macropomum (tambaqui), 512 nucleotides. RefSeq names its product dynein light chain roadblock-type 2 (gene dynlrb2). Gene Ontology annotation, cellular component: centrosome; cytoplasm; cytoplasmic dynein complex. The record is from RefSeq and is a predicted model, not a curated record. Gene Ontology annotation, biological process: microtubule-based movement. The transcript is spliced from 4 exons. Lineage: Eukaryota; Metazoa; Chordata; Actinopteri; Characiformes; Serrasalmidae. Gene Ontology annotation, molecular function: dynein intermediate chain binding. Bases 69 to 359 code for a protein of 96 amino acids.
UCUCCACAUAGCAACGACAAGCAAAGCAGAGAGACGCAGCAGAAGAAAGGAAGCAGCUAAGACGAGCUAUGGCUGAAGUCGAAGACACACUGAAGAGAAUUCAGGCACACAAAGGGGUUAUAGGGACCAUAGUUGUAAAUGCUGAAGGUAUUCCCAUUAGAACAACUCUGGACAAUUCUACCACAGUACAGUAUGCAGGACUGCUGCUUCAGCUGACGAUGAAAGCCAGGAGCACGGUCAGGGAUAUUGACCCCCAGAACGACCUUACAUUCCUACGCAUCAGAUCCAAAAAACACGAGAUCAUGGUUGCACCAGACAAAGAAUAUCUACUGAUUGUGAUUCAGAACCCGAGUGAAUAGUAUUGCAGGACUGUUUCAGCCAUUCACACUUCAUGUAUGUUAAAAACACCUUAUUGAUUCAUCCUCAUUCCUCUGCAUUGAGUUCACUGUAAACCCUUUGCCUUACUGGUUUGUCAUCUGCCUCUUGAAUUAAACUGUUACAUUCCUAUGAAA